AAAAUUAUGAAUAACUCAAGAUCAAGUGCUAGAAAAGGAACAAACAAUCUUCCAGUUUAAACAGGAGAUAUAGAAGAAUAUGUGUAUUAUACUAAAUUUAUUAUAGCUAAAUUUUGUAUGAACAUUAAAAGAGCUGUGAAAAAGCUGGAAAAUAUUUAGAAGCUGAUCAAGCCAAGAAAAGACUUGCUGAGUUAAAAAAAGAAUUGGAUUCAAAAAAUAAAUAUGAAGUCAAGGAUAGACAUACUAAUGAAAAAUAAGAAAUUGAAAAAGCUCAUCUUGAUGAAUUUAAUCAAUUUAACGAAUUUUGGGAUUAAAAAAUGGCUGAAUUUGAUUAAGAAGCUCAAAGGGUUAAAGAAUAAGUGUUAUAAAGACAAGAGGAAGAAUUAAAACAAUUUACAGAUGAAUUAGAAAAUUCUAUUCCUGUAAAACCUAAAGACUCUGCUGAAUUACUUAGUAUGAGAAAAACUGAAGAAUCAUUAGCUAGAUAAGAAAAGUAUUCAAUUUUAUCAUAUAUUCAGUUAUUAAGAGGCUCAUCUAACUUAAUAAAGAAUACUUGCCAUGGAAAGAGAUGAAUAUGAAAAAUGGAAUGCAUCAAGAAUGAUCAAAAUUAAAAAUCUAAUCGCUUAACUUAAAUUCAAAUAAUCUAAUGAAUUAGGUGCUCUAUAACAAAGAAUCUUAUCUGGAUAAGAAGAAUAAAGAAAAAUUAGAUCUUAAGAAUUAGAAAAGUAUUAUUAAUUCAUAAUAUCAUAGACUACUUUAAAAAUAUUAAAAUGUUAGAAAAGAAUUAACUAGUUAAUAAAACUAGGAAAUUACUAGACUUGAUAAAACUUAAAAGAAUCAAUCUAUUAUGUAAUAGUCUAGAAUGAAUUCAUCUAAAAUGGGCAAUUCUCAAAUGAAAAAAGGAGAUGAAGAAAACUUUUAUAUUAAAUGAUCAC
Paramecium sonneborni is the source of this 935-nucleotide messenger RNA. NCBI's taxonomy places the organism in Eukaryota, Ciliophora, Oligohymenophorea, Peniculida, Parameciidae. The record is from the annotation of a GenBank genome assembly.